CCACAGGCACAUCUUUAAGCGGUUGAAGUUCCUGGGCAGUAAAAUGCUCUCCCAGGGCGUGACGCUGCUCUUCCUGGCCGUCUGGCAUGGUCUGCACUCCGGCUACUUGAUGUGCUUCUUCAUGGAGUUUGUCAUCGUUUACCAUGAGACACAGGUACUGCAGCUCAUUGAAGACAGCCCGCUGCUGACCAGGAUCACCUCCAGGUCCGAGCUCACUCCUGUCCUCUACGUUCUCCAGCAGUCGUUUCACUGGCUAUUUAUGGGUUACCCGCUCAUCCCCUUCUGCCUCUUUACCUGGGACAAAUGGGUCCAGGUAUACAAGUCGGUGUAUUUUGUAGGACAUGUAAUCUUCUUCUCCCAGAUAUUGCUAAUGCCUUCAUACCGGAAACUGCUUGUGCCAAAGAAACAUCUAAAACACCAAUAGGAAGGUGCCUUUGCUGCCGUCUCAACACCGGUCAGUGCCCCGCCGAACAUCUCAAGUGCUCGAAUCAACUCAGACGAUUGUAGGAGGGAAGGAGAGGAAGUGGCGCCUACAGCUCGAUCGGCCUGUCUUUCCGUCUCUCUCUCUCUCUCUCUCCCCAACCAACAACCCCCGCCCCACCCCCAUCCUCCUCCCGCCCCACCCCCUCCAACACCUCCGACGCCCUUGUUCGUCGGAAGGGACGUUCCUCCGUUUUAUAACGUGCUCUUGAGAGUCGGGAUUGCGAGGGCGAGGGGUUUGGGGAGGAGGUGGUGGGGGGGGGGUAGAGGAGGGAGGA
Molecule: messenger RNA, 758 nt
Organism: Carcharodon carcharias (great white shark)
Lineage: Eukaryota; Metazoa; Chordata; Chondrichthyes; Lamniformes; Lamnidae
Product: lysophospholipid acyltransferase 5-like
Exons: 4
Coding region: 44-424 (126 amino acids)
Biological process (GO): lipid modification; phosphatidylcholine biosynthetic process
Cellular component (GO): membrane
Molecular function (GO): 1-acylglycerophosphocholine O-acyltransferase activity; lysophospholipid acyltransferase activity
Source: RefSeq, a predicted model, not a curated record